CCAUGCCUUCAAGACUAGCAGAUGUUUAUAGAGAUCAUUACCAUCUCCAUCAUCAUAACCACCUAGAUUUUGGAUCAGUACAUGAAGUACCCGAAUCACAUGCUUGGCCACCACUCGAUGACUACCCAUCCAGGGACUCAACUGAUGUAGACUCAGUUCCUGUUAUUGACUUAACAGACCCUGAAGCUGUGAAACUUGUGGGUCAUGCAUGCAUGACAUGGGGCGUUUUCCAAGUAACAAACCAUGGCAUCCCUAUUUAUCUUCUCAAGGCUGUCGAGUCUGAGAGCUGUCGCCUUUUUUCUCUUCCUCCAAAACAAAAACUCAAGGCAGCUCGUUUGCCGGAUGGAAUCUCUGGUUACGGCCUCGCAAGAAUCUCUUCCUUCUUCCCCAAACUCAUGUGGUCUGAAGGCUUCACCAUCGUCGAAUCCCCAACUGAACAUGCCCGACAGCUUUGGCCACAGGAUUACAGCAACUUCUGUGAUGUAAUGGAAGAAUACGAGAAAGAGAUGAAACAGCUUGCUGAGAGAUUGUUGUGGCUGAUGCUGGGAUCCUUGGGCAUAAACAAAGAAGAAAUCAAAUGGGGAGGUUAUAAAGGCGAUUUUGGUGAUGCCUGUGCUGCGUUACAAUUGAAUUCAUAUCCAGCAUGCCCAGAACCAAAUAGGGCCAUGGGUCUUGCUGCACACACAGACUCAACCCUUCUCACAGUCUUAUACCAAAACAACACAAGUGGUUUGCAGGUUCUCAGGGAUGGAACCUGCUGGGUGACAGUACCUCCUGUCACGGGUGGACUUGUUGUGAAUGUAGGUGACCUUCUUCACAUCCUCUCUAAUGGCCAUUAUCCAUCUGUUCUCCACCGUGCGGUUGUUAACUAUACCCACCACCGUCUCUCCAUAGCUUACCUCUAUGGACCACCAAUGAACGUUCAAAUCUCUCCCUUUUCAAAACUAGUCAACCCUAGCCAGCUUCCUCUCUAUCGUUCAGUGACAUGGACUGAGUACCUGCGAGCAAAGGCAAAACAUUUCAAUAAAGCACUAUCAUUAGUUCGCUUAUACACACCUCUAAAUGGAUUUGUCGACAUUAAUGAUAACAGUAGUGUGAAAGUUGUCUAG
Messenger RNA from Telopea speciosissima, 1109 nucleotides. RefSeq names its product gibberellin 3-beta-dioxygenase 1-like. The record is from RefSeq and is a predicted model, not a curated record. The transcript is spliced from 2 exons. Gene Ontology annotation, molecular function: gibberellin 3-beta-dioxygenase activity. Gene Ontology annotation, biological process: response to light stimulus; gibberellin biosynthetic process. The coding region runs from base 3 to 1109 and encodes 368 amino acids. NCBI's taxonomy places the organism in Eukaryota, Viridiplantae, Streptophyta, Magnoliopsida, Proteales, Proteaceae.